This is a messenger RNA of Brenthis ino (lesser marbled fritillary), 1311 nucleotides long. NCBI's taxonomy places the organism in Eukaryota, Metazoa, Arthropoda, Insecta, Lepidoptera, Nymphalidae. The record is from the annotation of a GenBank genome assembly.
AUGGAUAUUCAUUCAGAUUUGAAUGAGCCUAUUACACCAAGGCAAAUAUUUGAGAAUAUGCAUUAUUGGAAGCAUGAAGAUAGUGGUUACCAAACUUCUUUUACACCAGAAUCUUUAGAAUGCUCAGGUAUUUCUGGAAAUAAUUUAAAUUCUACAUUAUUCAAACGAAAAAUAAAUUUUGUUGGACAGCUUCAACUUGAUUGCUAUGACCUAACGAAAGAAGUUACCUUUGGACCAACACUAAAUUAUAGCUCUGGACUUAUUAAGCCAAAUGGAGAUUAUAAAGAAUCACCACAAAAUCGAAGAGGAACUAAACGGGUAUUUCAAGAGGAAGCAGACAGUAUAGAUGUCAAUAGUUCCAUCCCAACACCAACUUCCAUGAUAUCAGGUGGACUACGCAAACUAAAGUUUAAUGAAAGUCACAAAUUAAAUGCAAAUUUAACUUCAAGUUUUACAGCUGGCGAUAUUUACAAUAUUAAUGAGAAUAUUCAUUCACCAUAUCCUACAACACCCAUCAAAAAGAACUGCAGAAGUAGUUGUAAGUUGAGUAGUCCCUUGAAUCCAAAAAGACCAGUAAAGAAGCUUAAUUUUGUUAUUCAUUCAAUAUCUUGUGAUACACAAGCAUUGCAACCAGCAGCAAAAUUUGCUAAGCAGGAAACUGAAAUGAAAAAAUAUCAUUUCAAACCUAAUCAAAAAAUUGAUAUAAUAAAACUUUUAUACAAUAGCAAAAUGAUGCCUCCAAUAAUGAAAAUUUUGAAUUACUUAUCUCCUGAAGAUAUUUUUAAUUUUAAACUAGUUAGUCCAUUUUGGCAAAGUAUAUGGAAUGAUGUUAGUAUCAAAUCUAAAAAAAAAGAAUAUCUAAACUUUUUAGCUAAUGUUAAAGAAAACCAAGAAAAUAAAAUGUCUACACCUAAAAAUAAUGACACAAAUCAAAUAAGGCCUUUAAUGGAGAGACAUAACAUUUGUUAUCCAAGGCAAGUUACUUCUUCAAAAAGCCCUCCUGGUACACCAAGAACGAUUAGAUUCAAAAGAUAUACUAAAGCAGCUUCAUUAGAUUCUCGCAAGCAGUUAUCAUGUGUAAGAUGUUGUCAACCAGCCAAAGUUACAGAAGAAAAUUCCGGAGAAGAAUGGGUAGAGUGUACUAGUGAAACAUGCGCCUACCAAUUUUGUAAGUUCUGUAAAUGUGAACGGCAUCCAGAUAAGAAAUGUUUCCAAUAUGACUUGGAUGGUCCAAGUCCUUCUAAAAGAAAGAAAAGUACUUGUGCAGUCGGUACAAAAAAAAGUAGAAAGAAUUUAAGGAGACUUCUGUCA